CAAUGAUAAAAGUAUGUAGAAGUGAAGAAAUGUCUAUGCACUUGGCAACGUCAGAUUAUAUAUUGCAUCUUGCAGCAAGAUGGCUCGAUGCAGUCGUGUUUGGAUCGCGUAGUCGCGUACAACUGCAGAUAAAGAAUGGCGGCCGGCACGGGGGCCGCCUCAGCCUUCAGGUACACGCACGCGGUCGUGUGCCGCAUUCCCGUGUCUCUUCGCACUAGGGGCCAAGUAGAGUUGGAAGAGGCCCGACGUCAGCACGAGGCCUAUGUGCGACUCCUUCGGGAACUAGGCCUGGACGUGAUUGAGCUUCCUCCAGACGAAGCGUUGCCCCUUUGCGCCUUCGUAGAAGACUCCGCUGUCGUUUGUAAUGGAAUCGCGCUCAUCGCCAGGCCUGGAGACGCGAACAGAAUCAAAGAGGUCGAGACGAUAAGAGUGGUUCUAAAAAAAGAACUUGACCUUCCAAUCAUCGAAAUGUCAGAUACCAAGGCAAGAUUAGACGGGGGCGACGUCCUGUUCACGGGUCGCGAGUUCUUCGUGGGUCUGUCCCAAUGGACGAACGAAGCGGGUGCCCGUGCUGUAGCGGCUGCUUUCCCGGAGUAUCCGUGCACACCUAUCAAGGUUCCCGAACCUAAACAUCUAAAAUCGUACGUAACCAUGGGCGGUCCAGAUUUAUUAUGCGUGGGUACAGGAAAAGAAGCUCAGGAAGUGUUGAAAAGGAUGGAAAGAGAAGCGACUUACAGCUACCAGACAUUAACAUUACCGGAAGAUGACGCUGCUAACGUACUGUAUUUGAAUGGUACUCUUGUACAUAGAAGUAUCGAGGAAAUACCUUUAUCUUUCAAGAUAUUCGGCGAAAAAAUAGACUAUCCAAGAAGAUCUGUGAAUAUAUCCCAGUUGGCGAAGCUUUCUUGCGGGUUGACAUCCAGCUGUAUCCUAGUCAGAAGAUCGCGGCAUAUACGAAAUCUUUAAUUCGUAAUAACAUUUUUUUAAGUAACACCUCAGGUCUUCAAAUAUUGCUGUGAGUUCAUUAGUUGAACCUAAUUAUUUAGAUAUUCUUUGACGCUGAUCAGUUACGUAAUACCAAUCGGUACUACGUUUAUUAUUAGUCUUUAAGUCCUACUAUGCGUCAGAGAAAAUAUUAUAAGCUGAAAAGUAUACCUACUUAUGAUUCAUAGGUAAUUUAAUACGUCAUAAUGUUUGGCUUGGUUACCUAUUUAUACUUUUCAUCCACAUAUGUUUUUUUUUCUCUUUUGCUUUUCAGGCAGCUAGAUAUUUUUGAAAUGUUCACUUUUUGAUGCAAUUAUUUUUUGACUGUAAGAAGUGACAAAAAGUCAUUAAAUAAGCGAUAAACGAUCUUUGAAGAUCGUUGAAGAUCGUUUAUACUCCUUUCAGUCGUAUAUUGAUGGUCUGGAACCAUAACAUGAAAUGCAAUGUUUGUUUCAGCUUUUUUGCUAUAGUGAUUCACUAUAAACAUGUUAGUAUUGCCGUUUGUGAUAGAGCUUCAAAAGCUAAAACUUGUCUUAUUCCAAUUUGUCACUUGAGUUUAAUUUAGUAGGCAAAAUUAUAUGUUUUGAAUAUGAAACGUUGGUAUUAGAGAAUUUUAUAAUGAGUAAAUUACAUUUUUAUAAAUUCAACAAGAAAUUUUUCACUGGGAUCCUGAAAAAACGAGUACGUUUUUGUUACUCUUCGAUUCUAGGAUCACAGUGUUUAGUUGAAAGGUAUUCAAUAUAGAUUUGAAAUAACCUUUUUGAUAUACUGACAUUCCAAAGACUUUUAUUCGUCAUGACACUAUAAAGACGGGAUAACCGUGUAAAACUUUUCAACAAAAGAUGCAGUAUCAUGAUUGUAUUACUCGUAUCAUGAUGCAAUAUGGGCGCAAACCAACCGUGGUUGUUCUAACCUCAUUAUAUAUUAGAAAAGGCCGAUAUUGUUAUUUUUGAAUAUCUGUGAUAUCUGAUACUGUUACUUUUUGGUAUCAGUGAUUUAUAACCCUGAAAUGAUCACGACGAUGAGAUCAUGACCAUACUGAUAUCCUGAGCAAAAUACCUCGAUGAAACCGAAUAGAGCCAAUAACCAAAGCUUAUAAGGCACGAUAUCACAUAGAAGGCCAUAGUAGUCUUACGGUGGUAUAAUCUCGACCUUAGCGUCCAGAGCGCAUGCGCAUCUCAAACGUUAACGCCGUGAUACCAUGAUGCUAUUCGCCGUUGUUCUGAAACACCUAGUUCCCGAAGUUGUGAUCACGUCACUAUUUUUCACGGUAUUUGGUAACAGUGGAGGGAGAUUUGUGUUUUAUAAAUAUCAGUUACUAAAUCACAGUUCGUGAAAUGUCUUCCACCGCAACAUAUACUUAAAAAAUAUGACUCAAAUUGGAUAUUUCCGUGACUAAAGAUAGGGAUGGGCGAUAUCGUUACUUUUGAAUAUCUGUCAUAUCGUUACUUGUUCAUGUCACUCAUUUAAAAGCGUGAUGUUUUACGAGUUUUGAAUAACGAUUCGGCAGGGUUAUUACCUAAAAUAUCUAUAUAAUGUGAAAAAAUCCAACAAAAUGUCAACUUGCUGACUAGAUAGUUCCUAGUAUGCAAAUAGUUCAUUCCGCUAUGAGCGCUGGAUUUCAAAACCUUGUAGAAGCAUUACGGGAAGUCACUGCCGCUCCCGCGUUGUGUGUAAUUAAGCCACAUCACAAAAAAAUUAGGAAAGACGCAUCACACAUAACAUUUUCGCAGUGCUUCACAUCUCUCUCAUUUUUUAAUUCAGCAAAUUUGCGUAUAUAAUUUCCAGGAUGAAUUAGAAAAAGUGGAUGUUCAACUAAUUUUUAGCUUUGCAUACAUCUCAAGUAAGUGUAUUUGAGACAAGAAACCAACGGUAUUGCACCUUUGAACUUCCGUUUCCUUCCACCUAUAGUAUACAACUUAUUUAUACUUUGGACCUCCAAUAAUGCCAUCUCAGAUGCUACAUUACAUUAGAGCCAAACAUUGAUAUUUGAAGCCUUAUGACGUUUAGGCAACACGUACAGCUACAGAUCGAGUGCAUAUCAAGGAACAACAUCUAGUUCUGAGUUGUCACCUUGUAGAAAAACCUACAUACUGUCACAAAAAACCUAUAUAAUGAAAAAAACAGAAAUGUCACUUUUCAGAAUACGUGAUACCUCUGCGGUUAUGGGUAUAGUGAUGUCCUGAGUAUAAUAGCGUGAUAAAAUCGCCAAACCUAUAAAGCGACUGGAGCACGCAUGCGCAUAUCAUUCGCUUUCAAAAAUAUUAGUGCCGUGAUGUUCUCACGAGUCGUGAACUAGGUGCUCCGCGGCAAAGUCACGCCUUUUCACGGGAUUUGGUAACAGUUGUGAUUUAGAAAUAUCAGUUGCAAAACCACAGUUCGUGAAAUAUCUGCCACCACUAGUUUUAGGUUUCAGUGAAUUUGUCGAUGUUUUAUUCGAUUUGUGACACCUGGUAUCUGGCAUAGUCGUAUACUGCUAUUUACUACUAUACUGUACUAUAAAUUGUUAUAUGUAGCAUAAAAUUAAAUGAUUAUAAAAAAUAUAAAAUCUUCUGUUAUACGUUGAUUCGUUGAUGUAAUGCAUUCUAUGACAAUUAGUAGGUGCUAAGAAGAAAUAUCAAUUAAUUGAUUACUAAUUCAUUGAAAUGUCAGUAAACUUCGAGUUUAGCAAUAUUUCCCUUUAUAUGUGAAUUGUAGCCUUAAUUGCAACUAUUAGGAAAAUGCCCAGAAUCCCUUAAAUCCUUCCAAAAAACUUAGGAAACAUAGGAUUUUAAUAUGCCCUUAUAUGAAUACGAUUCGUUAUACGAUAUAAUAAUUAUUGAUAUACGUGGAUAUAGCAUAAAUAAUGAUAUUCAAGAGAAGUCUGUUACAAGAUGGGUUAAUCCUACAUGUGUGUGGCUGAUAAGUGAAACCCUGUGGCCUUUUCAAUCCAUUGUAAUUGAGAAUUGUCAUUUGUACUUGAAAAAGUGGUGCCCUAAACGUUCGUAUCAGAAAACAGUAACUAAAACAUUUGUGGUUUCAUUUAGCAGCUAGCAAAGAUGCAGCAUGAAAACCACAGGGUAAGUUUCAGGUCUUACAUUACUUCUUUUUAUCUUUUAUGUAAAUGGUUUUCCCAGUAUACUAAAAAACUGUGAAAUCCAAAUUUUUGCUGAGGAUACUUUAAUUUAUGUAAGUACUCAACAUUUUCAUGUAUCUCUUUUUUGUGUAGCACAAAUGACUCCGUUUUCCAAAGAUCAGAAAUUUUACACAAUAUAUGUAUGACAAUAAUACUAAAUAAAAAUAAAUAUGCUC
Molecule: messenger RNA, 4275 nt
Organism: Acanthoscelides obtectus
Lineage: Eukaryota; Metazoa; Arthropoda; Insecta; Coleoptera; Chrysomelidae
Source: the annotation of a GenBank genome assembly